AAACAGCCUAUUCCAAGAUUGAGGAGGACCAAGAGCAUACAGAUGAAAGGUCGAGUUGACUUUGAUUUGGAUGAGCUUUAUGAUCUCACCUCAGAUGACAGUGGAGAAGAGUAUAUUCCUGAGAGUGGUGAAGAUUCUUCUGAAGACACUUGCGACAUUAAGACUGACCAGAAAAUGACAAAGCUCAGAUUUCCAAACUUGGGGAAGACGGCAGAUGUCAGAGAUGGAUGUCUCCCAAUGACAGAACCUAUCCAUGCUACUUUGAAUCCGGAGAGAGGAUGUUCAUCUUCAAGAAAAGAUGGCACCUCUGGUACAAGGCGAAGAAGAAGAUAUUCAAGCAGUGUGCCUUGCCCAGCAACACAAACAGGUACUGGUAACUAAACAGAACAGAGUGGAGGGGGCGACUCUUGACAUAGAGUCCUGCUGGAUAAUUCGGCACCUGAUCUGGAGCAAAAUCUACCUGACAGCACCUCUUCCCUGGGUGGAGUGAUUGAUGAUUUACCUUCCAUACCUGCUGUUUGUAAGAAAGAGGAUGGCUCAAGAUUGUAUAACAAAAAGCAAUACUGUCUGUACUGUAAAUUAGAGGUUAUAAAAAUGGCAAGGCAUUUGGAGUGCGCUCAUCAAGACAAGCCAGAUGUUGCAAGGGCUGUGUCCUUCCCAAAAUACUCAAAAGAAAGACGGAUGUGUAUGGAACACUUGAGAAACAAGGGCAACUUUGCACAUAAUGUUGAAGUAUUGAAUUCUGGUGUUGGAAUUCCACGCAAGCAACCAAAGGAUGAGUCUCAAGUGCAGAAUUUUCUGCAUUGUGCAUAUUGUCAGGGUUUCUUUACAAAGAAAGUCCUUUGGAGGCACAGGAAGAUCUGCAAAUUCAAACCUAGUAUUCCACUUAAACCUGGCAGAACACGUGUUCAGGCGCUUUGUGGAUUUGCUGCGCCUCCACCACCUGGAGUGAAGGAACAACUUUGGAAGCUCUUGAACAAAAUGGUUCAGGACGAAGUGUAUUUUGCUGUCAAAUCUGAUCCAUGUAUCAUGGAGUAUGGCGAACAUUUAUACAACAGGCUUGGGUAUGAUCCUCGCAAACAUGAAUACAUUCGCCAGAAAUUGAGACAGUUGGGACGGCUUCUGAUAUGCUCAAGGAAAAACACUCCCUUGAAGAUGAUUCAAGAUCACAUCAAGCCUGCAAAUUUCAUGUACGUUAUCGAGGCAGUUAAAGACAUUGCAGGCUACAAUAGUGAAACAGAUGCAUACAGGUGCCCCAGUCUGGCUCUCAAAAUUGGAUACAGUCUGAAAAAGAUUUCAAUGCUUGUUGAAAGCCGUGCAAAUGUACAAAGUGACUACAGUGCAGCAAAGGAUGCUCGUAUAUUCCGCAACGUGUAUGAAGCCAGAUGGAAUGCACUGAUAUCAGCUGCAUCACUGAGAACACUUCAGGAGUCCAAGUGGAAUACUCCUCAGUUGCUUCCAUUCACAAAAGAUGUUCAGACACUCCAUUCCUUUUUAGAUGCACAGCAAGAAGAACUUUUCAGCCAACUAUCCUCAGAGACAUCCCCCCAGACCAGGGCACAGCUGACGAAAGUCAUUUUGACUAAAGUCAUUUUGUUUAACCGUCGAAGAUCUGGGGAAGUGUCAAAAAUUCCAGUUUCUGCUUAUUUGUCUCAUAAUCCAUCAGACCCACAGGAGAAAGUGAAUUUAGCACUCUCAGACCUAGAGAAGAAGGCAGAAAAAGCAGAAUUCUGA
Messenger RNA from Stegastes partitus (bicolor damselfish), 1734 nucleotides. RefSeq lists its product as uncharacterized. Lineage: Eukaryota; Metazoa; Chordata; Actinopteri; Pomacentridae. The transcript has 2 exons. The record is from RefSeq and is a predicted model, not a curated record. The coding region runs from base 595 to 1734 and encodes 379 amino acids.